Dermacentor silvarum is the source of this 1141-nucleotide messenger RNA. RefSeq lists its product as uncharacterized. The transcript is spliced from 6 exons. The record is from RefSeq and is a predicted model, not a curated record. Bases 1 to 519 code for a protein of 172 amino acids. Lineage: Eukaryota; Metazoa; Arthropoda; Arachnida; Ixodida; Ixodidae.
AUGUCGCACAUUCUUGUGAAAUGGGUGGAGGACGAAAAGUGGGACGUAUAUCCCGUCAGUGCCCUGGCCGACGCGGAUGUGGCCUUCCGCUUAAUAUCCCAGCAGGGAUGCAUCAAACAACUGCGCGGAACGGUUCACCGCGUGAGCUGGAAGGAAGGAGCGCCACCAGCCGUGGCAGAACUUCUUGCCUUCGGAAAUCCACAGCAACUCGAAAAAAAGAGAGCCCGUCUCGUGUCGGAGGCUGCUGCGCAAUCUGAUCUGCCAACAGAAAACAUCAACUCAUGCAGCACCUGUGCUGCUCAGGUAAAGCAGCUUGUCGAAGAGAAUGAGGCUCUCAGAGCUGAAGUAGAGAGGAUGAAGCGGACGGCAGAGGAGCGCGAUCACGUUGCUGAGGCAGCCAAAUUAGUGAAAAGGCUGCGAAAGGCCCUGGGUAACGUCGAAACCAAAACACAACAAGCAGCUGAACCUGUUGUUGCUUGCCCAAAGGGCUCUUUUGCGAAUUGUUUUUACAGAGGAUGAGCUGCGAGGAAGGACACUGCUGGGUGGCAGGAGUAAUUUACACAUUGACCAGCCACUGAAGGAGGCCUUGGACCCUGUUCGUGUUCAAGCUGUGAUUGACUACACAUGCUCCAAGUUUCCUUCGGCCAGCAUCUCCUACAUAAAGAACAGCCUGUCCUCAAUGCUCGCAAGGGAGUUGAAAGAAUAAUUGACAAAUAAACUGCAGAGCCAUUGUAUGUACCAAAAGAACCCCGAUUCAUGUGCUUUUUCUUAAUCACAAAGUUAGACGUUUCUUUUUGCAUAACAUUACAGGGAAAGAGGCCUUGUAAUGGAAAGCCAAGAAAUGCACCUUGAAGAUGUCAGUGGAGAAUAUCAAGAUUCAUUGAUUUCAUGUUGCAUUCCACUUUACAUUUCAUGGAAGUACCAUAGUUCAUCUAUGGAAAUUUCAUAGAAGUACAAUUGUUCAUCCAUGGGAAUUUCGUAGAAGUACAAUUGUUAUUCCAUAGAAAUUCCAUAUGAAAUCAACGCAAUAACUCGUCAAUGAAAUUACAAUGGUUCCACGGUGGCCACUUUUCAAUACUGCUCAACAAAUCUACAAUGAAGGGACAAUAGUAUUUCAACAAAAAUUUUGUUGAUUGAGCAA